This is a messenger RNA of Micropterus dolomieu (smallmouth bass), 5087 nucleotides long. It is a transcript of the gene naa25, whose product is annotated as N-alpha-acetyltransferase 25, NatB auxiliary subunit. The record is from RefSeq and is a predicted model, not a curated record. Bases 97 to 3012 code for a protein of 971 amino acids. Gene Ontology annotation, cellular component: cytoplasm; NatB complex. Lineage: Eukaryota; Metazoa; Chordata; Actinopteri; Centrarchiformes; Centrarchidae. Gene Ontology annotation, molecular function: protein-N-terminal amino-acid acetyltransferase activity; protein binding. The transcript is spliced from 24 exons. Gene Ontology annotation, biological process: N-terminal peptidyl-methionine acetylation.
UUCAGCGAGAAAGAAAAAAAAAAAAUCCUUUAAUCGCUCGUAGAGGCGGCUCACAGUGCGCAUGUGUGAACAUUUACCCAGCAGGUAAACUCCACCAUGGCGGCGAGAGGCCAUGUGCAGGAUCCCAACGACAGGAGACUCAGACCCAUAUACGAUUACCUUGAUAAUGGAAACAAUAAAAUGGCAAUACAGCAGGCGGAUAAACUGCUGAAGAAACAUAAGGACCUGCACUGUGCAAAGGUCCUAAAAGCUAUCGGUCUUCAGAGGACUGGAAAGCAGGAUGAAGCUUUCACUUUGGCCCAGGAAGUGGCCACUCUAGAGCCCACCGAUGACAACUCUCUACAAGCUUUGACUAUACUGUACAGAGAGAUGCAUCGUCCGGAGUUGGUUACCAAGCUGUAUGAAGCUGCAGUGAAGAAGGUUCCUCUCAGCGAGGAGUAUCACUCUCACCUCUUUAUGGCUUAUGCUCGUGUGGGCGAGUAUAAGAAGAUGCAGCAGGCAGGAAUGGCCUUGUAUAAGAUCGUCCCCAAGAAUCCGUAUUACUUCUGGUCUGUCAUGAGUCUGGUGAUGCAGGCCAUCUCAGCGCAAGACGAAAAACUGGCCCAAACUAUGUUUCUGCCUCUGGCUGAACGCAUGGUGGAGAAAAUGGUCAAGGAGGAGAAGAUUGAAGCAGAAGCAGAGGUGCAGCUGUAUUUUAUGAUCCUGGAGCGUUUGGGAAAGUGUGUAGAGGCUCUUGAAGUGAUCAGGGGCCCACUUGGGGAGAAGCUGACCAGUGAGCUGCAGAGCAGAGAAAACAAGUGUAUGAUGCUCUACCAGAGAUUACAGCGCUGGCCAGAGUGUAACGCCUUGUCCCACAAGCUGCUGCUCAAAAAUCCUGAUGACUGGCAGUUCUAUACCUCCUACUUUGACUCUCUCUUCCACCUGAUUGAUCAGUCGUGGAGCCCGCCAGAAGAAGGCGAACACUGUUUGGAGGGUUCGGUACAUCACACUGUGGCUGAAGUGGUGAGGUUUGUGGAAGAGAGAAUUAAAGGGGAGGACAGCAAAGACUCUCGUUCACUCAGAGGACCCUAUUUAGCUCGGCUUGAAUUAAUCCACAGACUGAGAGAAAGGGGCUGUCCUGAAGAAAGCCUGCUAGGUGAGCCUUUAGAGCUAAUGUUGCAGUUCUUUGGCAAGUUUGGAGACAAACCCUGCUGCAUCACCGACCUAAAAAUAUACCUCCAUCUGCUCCCACCUGAUCAACACGUUCAGUUCAUUAACCGCCUGAGCGAAGCUGUUCCACUAGGGGAGCAGGGAGAGGAGGGAUUCGCUUUUCCGGAGGAUACCAAAGCACUACAGAGGCAUUUGUGUGUGUGUCAGCUGAGUCGAGCACUCGGGUUGCAUCACUCUCUGGAUGUGGAUGGAAAACUGCGGCUUAUCACGGAGCUCAAAGCCCACUAUCGUCACGGACUGAAGUUUGGGAAGACCGCUCUGAAGACGGAGCUGCAGUUUUCCGAUAUGUAUUGUCUCAUGGCAGCUCACGUAUACAUUGACUUAUGGACGGACACCGGGGACGAGAACAUGGUGUGGCAGGGUUUGGGUGUCCUCCAGGAGGGUCUGUCUCACAGUCCCUCCAACGCCCAGUUCAAGCUGCUCCUGCUGCUCCUCUACUGUCACCUGGGAGCCUUUGAGCCUGUAGUGGAUCUCUACUCCAGCCUGGAUGCCAAGCACGUGCAGCACGACACUAUAGGGUUUCUGUUAACACGCUAUGCUGAGUCAUUGGGUCAGUUUGCUGCAGCCUCCCAGUCCUGUAAUUUCUCCCUCAGGUUUUUCCACUCUAACCAGAAAGAUACCUCAGAGUAUAUCAUCCAGGCGUAUAAGUACGGAGCGUUUGAGAAAAUCCCAGAGUUCAUUGCUCUCAGGAACAGGUUGAACCAAUCGCUGCAUUUUGCUCAGGUCCGCACCGAGAGGAUGCUGCUGGACCUGUUCCUUGAGGCAGAUAUUGUAUUGAGUUUGGAGGAGAGUGUGAAGGCCAUGUCUUUGUCUGCAGAGGAGGAUGAUAUACCCUGGGAUAAUAUGAGGGACAACAGAGACCUUACCGUUUUUACCAGCUGGGACCCUAAAGAGAGACAGUUAACUGACGAGCACAAGCGUCGGUCUCUAGAGGAGGAGUCUGUCUGGCUGAGGAUACGCUCUCUGACGCUUCGCCUCCUCACCUCUAUGACCGCGCUGGGACAUGCACCCUCACAACAGAACUCUGAGACGAUCAAUGAAAACGGAGUCGGAGACAAGACCUCGAUCUUCAGCAGCCUCCUCACUCAGCUCAACCAGACUCUACAGACCGCCGCUCAGAUAGCAGAAAAAUGCACACAGUAUCCAUUCCUGGGCCCACCCUCCACACGCCUGGCCCCAGCGCUGUCCAGUGGGAGCUGUCAGUGCCAGGCUGCAGCCCUCCAGCUGUCUGUCCACCUACAGGAGCUGGAGAAUGUCGGACUUGAUGAGUCGUCAGAGCUUCAAAUCCAGAUCUGUAACGGUUUCAAAUCAUUAGUAGUUCAGCUUCAAGAAAUACUGAAUAAAUGCAAAGGGGAUUUAUUGGAAAUGAAAGAGGGUAAAUUAAAAACCUGGCCCUCCUUAUUAGAAAACCUAAUCUUCUUUGUUGAGACGGUGUGCAUAGUCUUUUGGAUGGCUAGUCACUGUGCCAAGAUCCUCCGACCACUCAAGACUAGUCUACAGAAGAAGAAAAAGAAGAAAAAGGAUUCAAACACAGCUCUGCCAGCGGUGGUGUGUGGGUUCCAGGAGCUGACAGGGAGCUUGCAGGACCUGCUUACCCAGGCUUUGGAGCAUAUAAAGGGGCAGGAGUCUGGCAUCACAGCCCUUAAACUGGCCAGUUUAACCUUGGAAGAAUACCCACAGGAGGAAGCAUCAUAUAUGAAGGCUGCUAUGGACAAGGUGCAGAGCAGUUACCUGCGCUCACUACAGGAGGUGGGAGACCUGCUCAAGAAGAGAGCAGAAACUAUAAAGAACCUCAAGAUCUGAACACCAUCACACACACCCAAAUAAAGACGACUCAUACCCCCACCAUCACCCCCCAAAUGCCCGAUACCCCCACCGUCUGUCAGUCUGCGAGCCAACCUACGAGUCCUACUUUGCUUGCUGGUCCGACAAACCCCGACUCCACCCGCCCGAACACACAGACGCCGCUGACCUCCUUCCUCCUUUUCUUGCAUAUUUCUCACAGAGCGUUUGUGAGCUCUCGAUCUGCAUUCAAGUUUUUCUUUUUUUUUUCUUUCACUUCAACACACACACCUCUGGGACAUUUGCAACUCUUAAUAGCACACAAGCUUGUAAGUAAACUCAUGAAUUUAUACAGCAGUUAUGAGUGAAAAUGAGGAAGAAAAAAAGACGUGUUCCUUUUUUUUAAAGAAAUGGAAAUAGAGCAAAAUUAGGGGAAAUGAUUAAGCAGUUUUAGAUGAACGAAUCUAAUAAAUUAUUGUACAUAGCAAAGAUCAACUACCACAGCUCCUUGACUGACUAAAUGAGAAUAUAAGACACAAUAAACCACUAUUCAGUUUGUUUGUCAGUUAUGUUUCCUCUUUAUUCUUCACUUUGCUUCUUCUGAGUCACCAGAAGACAAAGUCACACAUACAGGGACUGUUAACACUAAGGAGGAAAGUUCCUAACAAUGUGCUGCUUUUCCAGCUGUUUCUCUUCAUCAAGAGCAAACAGGCACAAUUUUGCAUUGAACUUAUUCACUGUAUGGAAAUAUGGACACGGUGGCUACCUGCAGAAGGCCUUCAGACUGAAGUUUCCCAUUCAAGAAUUCUUUUUCCUUUUCUUCUUUGUGUAUCUCGUGUGUCGCUUUGGUACUGAAAGUGGAACCACCUCUGUAGUUGCAGUGUUAUAAAGAGCAGUGGUGAGAUGAAUUAAAUAACCAGGACAUGUUUUUUAAGAAAAAUCUGAAUUGUCUGCCACUAUUGUUUGUCCUUUUUUUUUUUUUUUUUAAUAUAUAUAAAUAUAAAAAUACUUGUAGAAGUGGUGCUUGUAAACAUGUCUGUUGUGGAAUCGGGGUUUCUUAGCACAAAGACAAAUCAGACAGGAUCAAAUAAUCAGAAUCCUUUUUAAGACUGAACUGAUUAAUAAUAAUUUAAGAGAUCAUGAGCAAAUAUAUUAAUUAGUGUUCAUCAAAAUUGUUUUCUACUUGUCAUCCACACCUUCCUUCUUGACUACAGACAUGUAAAGUCUUUGUAGCAGUGUGAAAAUGCCAAUUGAUUUUAAUUAAGAGAACAAUCACAAUGACUUUUCAUGGAGUGACAAAGAGUCAGUCUAGACGAGAACAAUAAGAGGGUUUUGUUCACUUUGACCCAGAUCUGAUUGUACAGGCAGUUAUUUUGAGCCAAGAUGCAGCUCUGUAGAAUACUAGCUGUCAUAAACAGGUCAAACCCAGGCAGGUGUGUUCCACAGACAAACAUUGGACCUAAUUGUAAAUAAAAGUUUGAGGCCACCUUUUCAAAGUACAGUGUGCGAGGACAUUAGUGUGUUUUAAGAGCAGCUGCAGUAGAGACUAUGAGAUUAUGUCCUGUGUUCAUGUUUUUUAUUGUCAUUCCCACUUACUUAAGACACCUCCACCCCAAAACGUCUCGUGAACCAAAACAAUUUGGUCAGCAUCUUCUCAGUUUGUAAAAAAAAAUGUUAUAAAUAACUAAUGAGAAAUUACCCGGAGAUUAAAGCAGGCCGUGACAUAGUUUACAAACAUCACAGAAGAGCACUGAUGGACGGCUGCUGGCACCGCAGGUAGUUGCAUUUUUGUUUAACUAUUUUAUUAAGAAUUUGGCAGAGCAAUGUGAAAAUGUGAGGACACAGUGACUCCCCCCCCCUUCAUGUUAGUCUUGUAUAUGCAUACAAUCACAUCUGCUAAUGAAUGCCUUCUCUUUUUUUUUUGAAGACUCACUCAGAAGAUGUUUGUAAUCUGACUACAUGUGUUGUUGAGGUUCAGAAUGAUGGUUGACAAUCUGGAGCGUCAUCUCACCACCUUCUUUUGUUAGAAAAUGGAAAACAGAAACACUGGAAUGUCAAAAGCUUUUUUUAAAUAAAAAAAAAAAAAGUAAAUGUGA